Messenger RNA from Paramecium octaurelia, 343 nucleotides. The record is from the annotation of a GenBank genome assembly. Lineage: Eukaryota; Ciliophora; Oligohymenophorea; Peniculida; Parameciidae.
AUGUGUCAUGAUUUUACUGAUCAUUUUUAAAAGGGUAAGGCUGAUGUCACUGAAUGCAUAUCAAAUAUCUUCUUACCAUCUGGGUCCUUUGUAAUCAUUAUCAGAGAUACUGUUCUGAUUUAAAUGAGAAUAGCUACAACUUGUUACAAUAUAUGCUUGUAGUCUAAUUUAACCUUCAUUAAAGAAGGUAUCAUCAAUUAUAUAAAUAGACUUAAUGGUUUUUGCAGAGAAAGUCUACCAUUGCUUUAUAUAAUUAAAUAAAAUGGACACUAGCAUCAAUACUCAUAUUUUUUAUUUAAAUGAAUCAGUUGUUAUUAUUAUUUAUAAGAUGGAACAAAAAUGA